AUGCUCAAGGUGCAGACGCUCUGUGCCAAGAAUCACUGCCUCCUAUGGAGAAGCCAGCCCGUAAUGAACGGCAAGGCAGCUGGCAACGUGCUGGUGUCAGCAGGCAUACUUUUCACCGGCGCCAGCCCCACCAGCGUGCUCAGAACACUGGAGCACAUCAACAUUCAGGUGUUCACGCUUCGGACCUUCUACAACUACCAAAGAGGCUACCUGCUCCCUGCAAUUAACAAGAUCUGGCGAGAACAACAAGAGGAGCUGUUUCUUCAGCUGGAAGGUCAGGAGGUGGACCUUGCUGGCGAUGGGCGGUGCGACUCACCCGGAUUCUCCGCCAAAUACAUGACCUAUUCUCUGCACGCUGCUCAACUCAACAAAAUUCUACAUUUCGAGCAGGUGCAAGUCGGGGAGUGCGCAGAAGUCAAGUCCAGCACCUCCAUGGAGAAACAUGCUUUCCUCAAAUGUCUCGAGAAAGUGAAGGAUCGUAGGCUGAGCGUUGUGUCCAUGACAACGGACCGGCACAUACAAGUUGCAAAGCACAUGCGCACGGAGGAACCUACCAUCCGACAUUAUUUCGAUGGCUGGCACAUCUCAAAAGGCAUCAAGAAGAAGCUGGCUGCCCAGGCGAAGCGAGCUGGGUGCAGCGUGCUGGAGGUUUGGAUUCAGCCUGCCAGCAAUCACCUCUUCUGGUGUGCUGCCCUGAGCGAUGGCAACCAGGAGCUACUUCUCGACAUGUGGAAGAGUGUGCAGUACCACGUUGCUAACAAGCACGCUGACCAUCCAGGGCUCUACACGCAUUGUGCUCAUGAGGACAUUGGAGAAAGGGAGUGGCUAGUUCCUGGUACCCGUGCACAUGACAAGUUUGUGGAAGUGACGAUGGCACCGCGUCUCCUCAAGGACAUUCGGCAACUAGCCCCUUCAACUCAUACCUUCAGCCUCGAAGCCUUCCACAGCGUCCUGAUCGGAACACAACUCGCCAUCUUGCACUUCAACGAAAAUGCCAACACGGAGCAAGCUGUCUCGGCUGACGGAUCUCUGCAAUUUAAGAUCAAACAUCCGAAAUCCAGAAAGGGAGUGAAGGUUGUCCGUCCCAAGCAAGCUGAGCCUACAUACAGUAAGUAG
Ixodes scapularis (black-legged tick) is the source of this 1116-nucleotide messenger RNA. RefSeq lists its product as uncharacterized. Lineage: Eukaryota; Metazoa; Arthropoda; Arachnida; Ixodida; Ixodidae. The coding region runs from base 1 to 1116 and encodes 371 amino acids. The record is from RefSeq and is a predicted model, not a curated record. The transcript is spliced from 6 exons.